UCCAUUGUGAACACUAUCCUGUGUCCUACAUAACCCUGUGGUCAUUGGCAACAAUUUCUUUGUGCCACAAUAACCAGCUGUGGAAAUCUGCUUUUGGAGAUUUUUGCACCCCUGACUUUGCAGACAUUGGUUUUGUGGGAAGAAGAUUUGAGGAUGACAUGACUAACGCAGCUGAAAGUUUAGAUCCUGUUACCCCAUGGUCUGCUGGGGAGAGAGCUAGACUUGUCCUCUGCCAAAGUCCAUUAAUGCAGCUUAAUUCUCCAUAGCCAGUAGCAUCACAACGCUUUGGAGGGAAAUGUAUUGUACAAGAAGGAAGCGACUUCAGCUGAGCCGGGUCCUGUUUCUUCUCUCUGGGGUUUUUCUCUGUACCCUCUACCAGCUGACCAUCAGCGCCAGACUGUACAAGCCUUUGCCAAUGCCUCAGAUUGGAGAGGACUUUGGAGAAGGUUCAACAGGGGGGGUUGAGGAGGCUACAGUAGAGACUCGGGGGCUGGAGGAACCUCUCACUGCAACACGUGAAUUAGAGCCCACAGAUCAAACAACACCAGGGAUGCAUGGUGUACAUCAUUCAGAUACAACUUCAGAUUUUAAAGCAUCCACCCCCACUGAAUCUCCACCAUCACCAACUACAAACCGGACUAUUGUGCGUUGCAUCUACGUGGCCCCUGAGCCUCCACUGGAGACACCCACGCCCACACCAGCUCCUUCUGUGACCACCAUCACUCCAGCUUCUCCUGGUGAAGCUCCACAUAUAAAGGGUGAAUACCCUGAAGAUAUUUUCUCUAUUGAAGACCGUAGACAAGGCUGGGUGAUCCUCCACAUUUUUGGGAUGAUGUACAUGUUCAUUUCACUUGCAAUUGUGUGUGAUGAGUUCUUUGUUCCUGCACUGGGGGUAAUAACAGACAAGUUAGCCAUCUCUCAAGAUGUAGCAGGAGCCACCUUUAUGGCUGCUGGAGGUUCUGCUCCUGAGCUUUUCACCUCCUUGAUAGGAGUCUUCAUCGCUCACAGCAAUGUGGGUAUUGGCACAAUUGUUGGUUCAGCAGUUUUCAACAUUUUGUUUGUGAUUGGAAUGUGUGCUUUGUUUUCACGGGAGGUACUACAUCUAACCUGGUGGCCACUUUUCAGAGAUGUAUCCUUCUACAUACUUGGCCUAAUCUUACUCAUCAUCUUCUUCUUGGAUAAUGUCAUAAUGUGGUGGGAGAGCAUGAUGCUGGUGGCCUGUUACACUCUCUAUGUAAUUUUCAUGAAGUUCAACGUGCAAAUAGAGCGGACCAUUAAGACUCUACUGCUCAAAAACAAGAACAUUGUCAGAAUUAUUGCUGUGGAAAACCCUGAAAAGGCAAAUGGGGACCCUGAAUAUAAUGUCCAUCCUGCUCCAGAGAACAAGAGUCAGUUAAAGUUGAAGCCAUCCCUUCAGCGAGGGGGAAGCUCAGCUUCUUUGCAUAACAGCACCAUGAGAAACACCAUCUUCCAACUUAUGAUCCACACAUUAGAUCCUGUAGGAGAGGAUGGUAGAGGAAAAACUGAGCCGACCAAAGAGCCAGAGGCUGCCCCAGCCCCAGCAACGGAGAAGAAGGAUCAACCAGAGGACAAUAAGGAGGAUUUGCCAGCAGGAGAUGAUGGGUCAGGAGGCUCUGACAGUGAUGAAGAUGACAGCAAUGAAGACAGCGAUGAGUCCAGUGAAGAAGAAAAUGAUGAUGAGGAGGAAGAUGAAGAUGAGGGGAAGAAAAAAGAAGAGGAGAAAGAAGAUGAACCUCUGUCUUUAGAUUGGCCUGACACACCAUGUAAACAAGCCACCUACCUCUUCCUGCUACCCAUAAUCUUCCCUCUGUGGCUCACAGUUCCAGAUGUACGCAACAAGAAAUCGAGAAAAUUCUUUGCGGUCACCUUCCUGGGCUCUAUUCUGUGGAUUGCUAUCUUCUCCUACCUCAUGGUGUGGUGGGCCCAUCAGGUGGGUGAGACCAUCGGCAUCUCAGAGGAGAUUAUGGGCCUUACUAUCCUGGCUGCAGGGACAUCCAUCCCUGACCUUAUUACCAGUGUGAUAGUAGCACGUAAAGGCCUGGGGGACAUGGCUGUGUCCAGCUCAGUGGGCAGUAACAUCUUUGACAUCACAGUGGGUCUUCCAGUGCCAUGGCUCCUGUACUCAUCCUUCAACGGUUUUGCUCCAGUGGCCGUCAGCAGCAACGGGCUCUUCUGUACCAUCGUGCUGCUCUUUAUCAUGCUCCUCUUUACCAUCAUCUCCAUUGCAUCCUGUAAGUGGAAGAUGAAUAAGUUGCUGGGUUCCACAAUGUUCCUGCUCUACUUUAUUUUCCUGGUGCUUAGCGUGAUGCUGGAGGAUCGCAUCAUUAUCUGCCCAGUUUCCAGUAUAUGAAUGUGUGAGCAGAAGCUACAGCAGGCAUUCUCUUCACUUCACAGAAGCACAACUGUUUUAUACAUACAUGUACAGAUAACAUGUGCAUAGGUCUGGAUAUCUGUAGAAACUGUGCAGAAGGCUAGUUGCUCCGCAUUGCUGCCAGUAAAAUGUGUCCAGUAUGUCAGCAACAAUACACAUUACAUUUUCUAGAACUUGUUACACACUCACUUUAAGUAACAAUGGCAGCUUUUACAUACAUUUUUAAUACAAAAAGACGCAGAACUAUUGACUAAUAUAGUGUAGCUAAGUGUAUAAGCACGAACACACAUUUUUAUUAUUAUUAAUAAUAAUAAUAAUAAUUAAUAAUAAUAAUUUUUUUUAAAUAUUUUUUCACUGUUUACAAUACAGCGUCUACAGAAUGUAACUAGAAAUCUAGAAUGUGUGCACAUUUUGGAAAAUGUAUGUGGUUUCUAAAUGUGAAUUUGUGUAAUAUUUAAGUACACACAACAUUAACAUUAAAGAGAACCUGAGCAUUCUUGAACUCACUGUUCUUUCAUGCAUAUCAGUUUUUAUAAAAAGGUCAGGCAUAGCAAUAGCACUUUGGAAAUAAUCAAACUUGACUUCCUUAGAAUAAAUGUGUUUAUUCAUAAAUGAAAGCAAACCAUAGAUCCAGCCAAAGAAGACAUUUGAUUUCUUUUUUAUAUAAAAAUCAUACAAAUUAGUAUCUGUGUUACAAAUGAAAAAUAAUACUUCAUAAACAUUGUUUAAAUUGACAAAUUGUGUAAACAACAUGUAAACAUCAAAUGUUUUGGUCAUCAGUGUUUGUUUGUUUUCGUCCCAACUUACAAGGUGAUUAAAAUGCAAAUUUA
Messenger RNA from Perca fluviatilis (European perch), 3222 nucleotides. RefSeq names its product solute carrier family 24 member 1 (gene slc24a1). The record is from RefSeq and is a predicted model, not a curated record. Bases 296 to 2371 code for a protein of 691 amino acids. Gene Ontology annotation, molecular function: calcium channel activity; calcium, potassium:sodium antiporter activity. Gene Ontology annotation, cellular component: membrane. The transcript is spliced from 9 exons. Lineage: Eukaryota; Metazoa; Chordata; Actinopteri; Perciformes; Percidae. Gene Ontology annotation, biological process: long-term synaptic depression; intracellular calcium ion homeostasis; long-term synaptic potentiation.